UAUUUUAUAAUUGUUUGUGUCAGAAAGCGUCAAUUUUCACCUCGCGAUAUAAACCAAGAAUAACGUGAAUUUGCUGGGAACGUGAUAAAAAUAGAGGCUUGAACCGUUUUAUUCGGUGUAGCCAGUAAAUAUAUUAUUAGAACAAUGGAAACUACUGAAAACGAAGUUUCAAAUGGAACUGUUGAACCCAUUGUUAAUGGCGCCAGCACAUUAACGCUUCCUGAAAAGGUUAUAGAAUCCGAAGAUUGUCUCCCAAAUCCUGAAAAUAAUGUAGAUGACGCAGCCAUAAAAACAACAAAUAAAGAAAAUCUGGAGAAUCAAGAAAUUACCCACAGCCCCAGUGUUAUUGAUAAGACUGCAGAGAACUCAACGAAGUCACGCUCACCAAGCCCUCAGACACCAGCGUCUCCCACUAAAUCAGAUGCUAUUAACGAAAAAGUAGAAACUGAAAGUAUAAAUAAAAAUAGCCCAAGAACAAAAAGUCGUAGUCGAAGUGGCAGCCCAAACACAAAUAAUGUGCCAGCUGAAAAUAGCACAGAAAGCAAUAGAAUUAGCCGUAGCCGUAGUAGAAGUGUAAGUGCUGCAUCUAAAGAUGGUUCCAUAAAAGACGCAGGAAGCAAAUCAAAGAAUAACGAUAGAAAUGGAGGUUCCAUAGAACGUUCCCGAUCGCGGAGUGGCUCGAUUCGAUCUCGAAGUGGUUCAAAAAGACGAAGCCGAAGUGGAUCAAGACGUUCCCGCAGUGGAUCACGCCGUUCGCAUAGUGGAUCGAUUCGUUCUCGCAGCCGCUCAAGAAAAUCACGAAGUGCAUCACGUCGUUCACGAACGGGUUCUCAGCGUUCGCGCAGUGGAUCUGUACGUUCUCGCAGUGGUUCACGCCGUUCUCAUAGUGGAUCCGGGCGAUCACGGAGUGGAUCUAGACGCUCUCGUAGUGGAUCCGUGCGAUCGCGCAGUGGAUCCAGACGUUCUCGAAGUGGUUCAAUUCGAUCACGUAGUGGUUCCAGACGUUCACGCAGCGGUUCGAGAAGAUCCCGAAGUGGUUCAAGACGAUCGCGCAGUGGUUCAUAUCGCUCACGCAGUGGUUCAAGACGAUCGCGCAGUGGUUCAAGACGAUCACGCAGUGGCUCAAGACGAUCACGCAGUGGUUCUAGGAGGUCGCGAAGUGGCUCUGCCCGAUCUCGUAGUGGGUCCAGACGUUCGCGCAGUGGUUCUCGUCGGUCUAGGAGUGGUACUCGCUCACGUAGUGGAUCACGUCGUUCGCGUAGUCGUUCAGCAAGAUCUCGCAGCAGAUCUGGUAGUCGUAGUAGCCGAAGUAGGAGUCGCAGCCAUUCUAAGUCUAGAUCUAGAUCACGAUCUGUCUCAGUUGCACGCUCCAGAUCGAGAUCACGUAGUCACUCCAGAUCAGUAUCUAGAUCGCGUUCGAGGAGUCAUUCACGAUCGCCCUCCGUUGUCAAGAAGAGUAAAAAAAGAAACAUACUAAGCGAUUCUGAGGAUGAAGGCCCUUCGACUACACAAAAGCGCGCAAAAAUAACAGACACAGACAAUGAGGACGAAGAUGAGGAGAAAGAUAAAGCGGUUACUGAGGGUACUGAAGGCGAGUCUGCACAGAAAAAAGCCGAUGAAAGUUCUGAUGAUGAAAAUAUACCAAUUGACGAUAGCCGAGAGAAUGACAACUUCGUCUCGGACUUUGAUGCCAUGUUACUACGUAAAAAGGAAGAAAAGCGGGUACGUCGUCGAAAGCGUGAUAUUAGCUUGAUAAAUGAUAACGACGACCUAAUCGAUCAGUUGAUAGUCGGCAUGAAAAAUGCAGCAGAUGAAGACCGUCAAUUGAACAUGGAAGGCAGACCCGCAACGAAAAAGAUUUCAAUGCUUAAGAUGGUUAUGUCACAGCUUAUUAAGAAAGACUUACAAUUGGCCUUUCUGGAACACAACAUAUUAAACGUGUUAACGGAUUGGUUGGCACCACUACCAAACAGAAGUUUACCUUGUGUCCAAAUACGUGACAGCAUUUUAAGAUUACUAGCAGAUUUUCCCACCAUUGAUAGAAGUUAUUUGAAACAAUCGGGAAUUGGAAAAGCUGUCAUGUAUUUAUAUAAGCAUCCACAAGAGACGAAACCAAAUCGCGAACGUGCUGGCCGUCUAAUAUCAGAAUGGGCACGACCGAUUUUCAAUUUGAGUUGCGAUUUUAAGGCGAUGUCAAAGGAAGAACGACAAGAGCGCGAUUUAGCACAAAUGCCACGUCGACAGAAAUCGCCAGAACCGCAGCCAACAACAUCAUCGAACAAGAAGAAGGGUUUAAACUCUGCUUUUGCAAAUUCUGACGAAAAGCCACUACGUCCAGGUGAUCCUGGUUGGGUAGCCCGUGCACGUGUACCCCUACCGUCAAAUAAAGACUACGUCGUACGACCGAAAUCAACUGUCGAAGGAGAAAUUUCAUCGUCGACGAAACGUAAACCAAAUCGUUUCGAAAAGCACAUGAAAAAGUUUUUGGACGCUAAACGGUUGAAAUCGUCAAGACGUGCUGUUGAGAUCUCCAUUGAAGGAAGGAAAAUGGCACUAUAAGAUGUGUACCGCGUCGUGUGGUCGUAAUCAACGUUUCUAAAGUGAUAGAAAAUCUACUACAAUAACAUGAAUGUAUUAUCUGUCCCAUGUACUAUUGUAAUUGUUCUACUACUCUUUAUAUGCCUAAAGCUAACUGCUGGAUAUUGCUUACUGAAGAACCCAUCAAGAGGCAUUAGAACAAAUAUGUAUGUUGAAAUACAUAUAUCACAGCGUUUUGGAGUAUUUAUGAAUAUGUGUACCCAUCGUGGUUAAUGAAAUUUAAAUAAAUAUAAAUCUAUUAAAAUUA
This is a messenger RNA of Bactrocera dorsalis (oriental fruit fly), 2845 nucleotides long. RefSeq names its product IWS1-like protein. The record is from RefSeq and is a predicted model, not a curated record. The transcript is spliced from 6 exons. Gene Ontology annotation, cellular component: nucleus. Bases 145 to 2559 code for a protein of 804 amino acids. NCBI's taxonomy places the organism in Eukaryota, Metazoa, Arthropoda, Insecta, Diptera, Tephritidae. Gene Ontology annotation, biological process: poly(A)+ mRNA export from nucleus.